AUGACAGCACCCAACGUUCUCAACGCCAUCUCGAGAUGGGCCAUUCCCGUCUUCAUCGGCGCCUCAAUAGCACAGUCCGCCCUCUACGAUGUAAAGGGAGGAUCGAGGGCAGUCAUCUUCGACCGACUUUCCGGGGUCCGAGAUUCAGUCGUCAACGAGGGCACACACUUUCUCGUGCCGUGGCUGCAAAAGGCCAUCAUCUACGAUGUGCGGACGAAGCCCAGAAACAUCAGCACCACCACCGGAAGCAAGGACUUGCAGAUGGUUUCUCUGACACUGAGAGUGCUGCACCGUCCUGAAGUCCAGAACCUGCCCAAGAUCUAUCAGUCGCUCGGUCAAGAUUAUGACGAAAGAGUGCUCCCCUCGAUCGGCAACGAAGUCCUCAAAGCCAUCGUGGCCCAGUUCGACGCCGCCGAGCUCAUCACCCAGCGAGAAGCCGUGUCGCAGCGCAUCCGGGCCGACCUGACCAAACGAGCACAGGAGUUCAACAUCGCGCUUGAAGAUGUCUCGAUCACGCACAUGACAUUCGGCCGCGAAUUCACAAGGGCUGUUGAGCAGAAACAGAUCGCCCAGCAGGACGCCGAACGAGCAAGAUUCAUUGUGGAGAAGGCGGAGCAAGAAAGACAGGCAAACGUCAUCCGCGCCGAGGGUGAAGCUGAGUCCGCAGACAUUAUCAGCAAGGCCGUGGCAAGGGCAGGAGAUGGCUUGAUCCAGAUCAGAAGAAUCGAAGCAAGUAAGGAUAUCGCCCAGACGCUGGCGGCCAAUCCCAACGUCACCUACCUGCCUGGUGGUGGUGACGGGGAGGGUGGCAAAGGGAAGGGUGCAGGCUUGUUACUCGGAUUGAGGGCAUGA
Messenger RNA from Cladophialophora yegresii CBS 114405, 852 nucleotides. RefSeq names its product prohibitin-1. Gene Ontology annotation, biological process: mitochondrion organization. The transcript is spliced from 2 exons. Gene Ontology annotation, cellular component: mitochondrion; membrane. Lineage: Eukaryota; Fungi; Ascomycota; Eurotiomycetes; Chaetothyriales; Herpotrichiellaceae. The record is from RefSeq and is a predicted model, not a curated record. Bases 1 to 852 code for a protein of 283 amino acids.